ACACAGCUUACUGGCAAUAACUUCCACUGUAGAAUAGUGCAAACUAAAGUCUCUUUUUUUUCCUGAUAUCGUUCAUAUUGCCUGGCGAAAAUGAACAUGCCCAGCAAACGCAAGCAUAUACACAUUUCACCUCCAGAUAAUGGCGCACAAAAAAGCAGGCAAUUUAAGGGAGUUCGGCUGAGAAAAUGGGGAAAAUGGGUGUCCGAAGUGAGAAUGCCCAAUUCCCGAGCUAAAAUUUGGCUGGGGUCUUACGACACUGCUGAGCAGGCAGCCCAUGCUUUCGACGCCGCCAUUUAUUGUCUGAGAGGACCUCACGCAAAAUUCAAUUUUCCCGACGCUAAUCCCGCCAUUCCGUCUGCCUCAUCACUUUCCCGUCAGCAGAUUCAGGUCGCCGCAGCCAAAUACGCGCGCGACCAAAUUCCCUCCACCACCGGAAAUAAUAACAGAGUCUUGUCGGAAAAGCCCUCGUCGCCGCCGAUGUCUUCCAGUCAGUCGGAAAUGGAGACGUCAAGUGACAGUCUUUUGAUUUCCGAGGAGCUGGACUUGGCAUUCUGGGAAUCUUUGUUCAGACAUUCCGAUGGCAAUCAGUUGCCGAAUUGGGACAAAUUUCUGUCACUUGACGCAGCUACAUUAGAAGUGAUGUCAGCAACAGGAGAGCAGGGGUCCAAAAUCUUGGACCCACCUCAGUUGUGGGAUUCCUGAGCUGAUUUGGAUAACUAGAAAGAAUCUGCUUUGCUGAUUUCUGAGCGAACCUAAGAAAAUGUCCGUGGCAAUUUAUAUGUCACACCUGUGUUUUAAGUUGCCUGUAAAAUUCCCCACUUGUAAUAUACUGUAAAACAUAAAGAUUUUAUCUCUGUUUAUGUAAUAGCAAAUGACAUGGCACCUUUUAACCUUUAUGCUGUAGUUGUACCAUUAUUGUUCAUACAAAGUAAUAUAAAUUCUUGGGCUUUGCCUUUCUUAA
Messenger RNA from Cryptomeria japonica (Japanese cedar), 961 nucleotides. Its product is annotated as ethylene-responsive transcription factor ERF017. The record is from RefSeq and is a predicted model, not a curated record. Gene Ontology annotation, molecular function: DNA binding; DNA-binding transcription factor activity. The transcript has a single exon. Gene Ontology annotation, biological process: regulation of DNA-templated transcription. Bases 91 to 702 code for a protein of 203 amino acids. NCBI's taxonomy places the organism in Eukaryota, Viridiplantae, Streptophyta, Pinopsida, Cupressales, Cupressaceae.